Messenger RNA from Ophidiomyces ophidiicola, 1278 nucleotides. RefSeq lists its product as uncharacterized. The transcript has a single exon. The record is from RefSeq and is a predicted model, not a curated record. Bases 1 to 1278 code for a protein of 425 amino acids. Lineage: Eukaryota; Fungi; Ascomycota; Eurotiomycetes; Onygenales; Onygenaceae.
AUGGGGCUUGUGACAGCUGCCGCUGUGGGACCAGCCCGCGCUGGCAAUGAUGAUGGCAGACGAUCCAGAUCCGGUAGCUCCUGCAGCACAGCGCAUAAACGGAGCGUAUCGGCGGCACUGCUCUCGAAACUUACGUCGAUCCGUAUGAAUCAACCGAGCGAUGAUGCUGGCGUUGAGAAUGGCGGGGAGGAAAUCUCGCCACAGAACGAGAACCAUGGGCCCCUAACCGGCCGGAAUUUACCCGAUGGCAAAGCCGGAGGCGGGAAGUCCAUGGCGACUGCGCUGCAGCACCAGAUACGGACAAGACGGAGAAAAGGGUCGUUGCGAAAAACAGCAUUGCUAGGCACUGGCGUGCUGAAAAUGUCGCAAAAGGGGCUGUCGAGCCGGGCUCAAGAAAUAUCUCGAGACGAUGGCGGCCGUAACACAUCCCCAGGCAAAGAGCCGGCCAGCGAUGACCUGUCGCGGCUUCCCGGCGUUCUGCUUGCUCCUCGCCGUGACGACGCGACCACCUCCUCGCAGGCUUCGAAUAUGCAAACUCCCGUUACUCCGCGGCCUCCGACACCCCCAGUUCGCCCGUUGCCUCAGUCAACCUGGAGCAGCCGCCCAGUGCAAAGAGCUGAACAGCAGCAGAAACGCACCGAUGACUUUACCAAACAUCACAGUCCAGAGCAUCAGAAAACAGCAGACGCCGUCCACGAUGAUGGAACCACAGACGACGAGGACCUGAUCUCCUUCCCGCCUCUUGAAAACACCUUAUCCCGACUCUCCAGUCGAACAAGCACCAGCAGCAUCUCUGCCAUUUCCCUCCUCCCCGCACGCCGGCUUCCACUGGCCAUUCCUACCCCGUCGUCCAGCUCGGAAUCUUACUUCCCACCGCCUCGUUCCACGGACCCCGGGAUCAUGUCGCAACCCCGCCAGCGCGCCCCGUCGCAGCGGAUCCGCUCACCUUUAGCCACAGCGCCUGCUGAAUUGUCGUCAGAUACCGAAGGCUGGGACUACUCCGAGACCGAAUGGUGGGGCUGGAUCAUACUUAUUGUUACCUGGGUGGUGUUUGUUGUGGGAAUGGGGAGCUGCUUUGAUGUGUGGAGCUGGGCCUGGGACGUUGGCGAGACACCCUAUGCGCCGCCCGAGCUCGAAGAUGACCCAACGUUGCCCAUAGUGGGAUACUACCCGGCCCUCAUUACCUUAACAGCCGUAAUGGCAUGGGUGUGGGUUGUUGUCGCAUGGAUGGGCAUGAAGUAUUUCCGACACGCAAAUAUUUCAGGGGAAGAUGUAUGA